UUCCUCGCAUCCUAAGCUGGUUAAGUUAUCAACUCCCGUCGACGGCAAAAUUUCACCAGUAUCUUCCUCUUUCUCUUCGCGCAAUAUCCAAGAGCUCUAGUGAUUCAAUGGCGUUGACGCUGAAUACAGCUCCAUCUCUAAGAUUAUCGAGCAUCCAAGUCAAUCGAGUUCGAAUUCAAUCUGCUUUAUCGCCGGUUUCUGUUUCGUUUGCUAGAAGGAGGCUAUCGGUUGUUGCUGCUGAAACUGACGCGAAUGAAGUUAAAUCUCAGGCACCAGAUAAAGCGCCGGCAAGUGGUGGUUCGAGCUUCAACCAGCUUCUUGGAAUUAAAGGUGCUGCGCAAGAAUCUAAUAAAUGGAAGAUUCGUCUUCAAUUGACAAAGCCUGUUACAUGGCCGCCCUUGGUUUGGGGAGUAGUUUGUGGUGCUGCUGCUUCUGGUAACUUCCAUUGGAAUAUCGAGGAUGUGGCAAAAUCAAUUACUUGCAUGCUUAUGUCUGGUCCAUUUCUCACGGGCUAUACGCAGACAAUCAAUGAUUGGUAUGAUCGGGAGAUUGAUGCAAUUAAUGAACCUUAUCGUCCAAUCCCAUCUGGGGCAAUAUCGGAGAAUGAGGUUAUAACUCAAAUAUGGGUGUUGCUUCUGGGUGGGCUUGGCUUGGCUGGUUUGUUAGAUGUGUGGGCAGGGCAUGAUUUUCCUAUAGUCUUUUACCUUGCUCUAGGUGGCUCUUUGUUAUCAUACAUAUACUCUGCUCCACCUCUCAAGCUGAAACAAAAUGGAUGGAUUGGAAAUUUUGCUCUUGGAGCUAGUUAUAUCAGUUUACCAUGGUGGGCAGGUCAAGCUUUAUUCGGAACUCUCACGCCUGAUAUCGUCGUUCUUACACUCUUGUACAGCAUAGCUGGAUUGGGAAUAGCCAUAGUAAAUGAUUUCAAAAGUGUUGAGGGCGAUAGAGCUUUAGGACUUCAGUCACUUCCAGUAGCUUUUGGUGCUGAAACUGCUAAAUGGAUUUGCGUCGGAGCUAUUGACAUAACUCAAUUAUCUGUUGCUGGUUAUCUGUUGGGAGCUGGCAAGCCGUAUUAUGCAUUAGCCCUCCUUGCUCUAAUUGCUCCUCAAGUUUUUUUCCAGUUCAAAUACUUCCUCAAGGACCCCGUCAAGUACGAUGUCAAGUAUCAGGCAAGUGCCCAGCCGUUCCUUGUGCUAGGUCUAUUGGUCACUGCUUUAGCAACCAGCCAUUGAACCCAACAUGCGAAAAAUCAAAUGUGCACCUAUUAAGCAUGCGAGACAAAUGCAAGGCCAGAGAGCACAGGAAGCCAAGUCUUGGGACUCUCCACAGGCAGCCAAGCUCAAUUCAGGUUAUAUAUUUUGCCUUGUAACCGCAGGUUUUGGAUUUCUACCAGCAUAUUUCAAAACUUCGAUUUAGGAUUGUAUCACUAUCAGUUCUUAGAUUAGGUUUAGUUUCCUAUUACAUGAGAAUUAAAGUCCCUACCGUUGUCUUCUUACUUCAGGCUGCAAUAGAAUCAUAAUGCAUACCUUCUUGUUUCAAAAUAAUCAACCAUUUGUUUGUCUCUA
Messenger RNA from Benincasa hispida (wax gourd), 1562 nucleotides. RefSeq names its product UbiA prenyltransferase family protein (gene G4). The record is from RefSeq and is a predicted model, not a curated record. Lineage: Eukaryota; Viridiplantae; Streptophyta; Magnoliopsida; Cucurbitales; Cucurbitaceae. Gene Ontology annotation, biological process: chlorophyll biosynthetic process. Gene Ontology annotation, molecular function: chlorophyll synthetase activity. Gene Ontology annotation, cellular component: membrane.